GGAAACCUAAACGGGCUGGUUAUUAUAAGGGACCAGUUCUGGGCCUGCCCAUUCUUUCGAGCCAUGGCGUGUUUUCUCUCUCUUCAUACCAGCUGACAAAGCUUGGUUAGUUUCCUUGGGUCAUUACUGCGGCUGCUGAGUGAUGAAGCACGAUGCACGACGAUCACCCGCUCACCUUGCUACCGUUUCCUACAGGGGUUGAGGAUGCUUUUAUAAAUACGACCCCGACGCCUAACUCGCUAUCUACUCUUAAUGAGGCUAUAGAGCCACCCUUCAGCUCAUUUUAACUGACCGACGAGGUUGCUACUACUUUCACCAUGCUGAGUCGAUUCGUAUGUUUUGUUGCCAUUUGCGGGACGCUUGCUCGGGCGUCUACGGGCACAAGCUAUUCCUUCAAGACCCAAGGACAAUGCUCGACGGCAUGGGGCAGUGGAGGGACAGUACCGAUGUCUCUCCCGACUUCGACAACUAUCAGCACCGUCUCGUCGGUCCUCACGGGUGAAGCGGUAACGGUUCCUUCCACGGCCAAGGUUACCACCGACGUUGUCACGACAACGGUACUUACGCAAACCUCAUGGACUUGGACCGUAUCGACAGUCACCGUACCCACGACAACCGUCUGGCAGGGGGCUCAAUCGACAGUGGCUACAGCCUCGUGGCCCACUACUAUAUGCACUAACGAUGUGACUCCGUCUACCGUGACGGAGUACAGCGGUAGUUAUACUCCCAUCUCGGGUCAAGUAACUACUGCGCCGGCUUCGUAUCCUUCGCAGGUUGUGUGUAGGACUGGGGUGACGUGGUUCACGUAUCUAGUCCCAACCACGACGUCCGGGGUGACGACGGUGACGGUGACGCCUACAAGUACAGUAAUCGCUCCCACCACAACUACCACGGUCACUGCCUCGUAUUACACCUCUACCAAAUUUGAAACCACGGUUACAAGCGUCACAACAUCGUACCGCGUCGCCACGAGUAUUGUGACCGCUAGCACAGCGUGUGAGGCUUCAACCACUACGACAUUUGCAGCUAAGUGUGCGCCAACGAAUGUCAUCGCGGGUAUUGGGGAGUUUGGCCUCGUGUCAGGAAAGUAUGCGGAUAAUAUUACUGUUAUUUACAUUCCCGAUGAAAGAUUCAACGAUCCCGGUGUUUGCUGUCAGCUCUGUCAGGAUAAUGAUGGGUGUGUUGGUAUGAUGGCGGGAAUCUCAGGAUUCUGUGGGCUAUACUACGUCGGAAGCCCGGACGGCGGUCCGGCAUGUGAUUUUGGCUUCACGUACCAAACUCAAUCUAACGUGUUCCCGGGACAAGGUCUCUGGGUACAAUCUGGGUGUGGAGAAAUUGAAUAUUCUGGGAGUGAUGGGGUAUAAAGAUGACAGAAGAGAGAAAUUGAACACUUCUAAAGAAUUUGGAGGAAAAUGACUAGCCUAAUCGUGGGUCUUUACCGAAUGAUAUACAUACCAGUAUUUUACACCGCUAUAAGUGAAGCUCAUUUGUGUCCCGCGUAGCUAAUAUCCACAGUUGUAUGACGGUUUACUUCGGUGGUGGCGGGGUUAGGAGUUAAUAGUUCGUGUUUCUAAAGCAGUGUGUUGGUGGUCACCUUCCUUUAAGAGUAGUCCCUUGAUCAUUGAUUUCCGCGUGCCGAAACCGAAAUUAUUGUGUGUAUUGAUAGCUUUGAACGUUGCUCAAAAAAUGAUUCCGUUUUGCUC
Messenger RNA from Daldinia vernicosa, 1703 nucleotides. RefSeq lists its product as uncharacterized. The record is from RefSeq and is a predicted model, not a curated record. The coding region runs from base 318 to 1364 and encodes 348 amino acids. The transcript has a single exon. Lineage: Eukaryota; Fungi; Ascomycota; Sordariomycetes; Xylariales; Hypoxylaceae.